Messenger RNA from Helobdella robusta, 1034 nucleotides. RefSeq lists its product as hypothetical. The record is from RefSeq and is a predicted model, not a curated record. Gene Ontology annotation, cellular component: prefoldin complex; cytoplasm. Gene Ontology annotation, biological process: regulation of DNA-templated transcription; protein folding. NCBI's taxonomy places the organism in Eukaryota, Metazoa, Annelida, Clitellata, Rhynchobdellida, Glossiphoniidae. The coding region runs from base 133 to 600 and encodes 155 amino acids. The transcript has 5 exons.
AUUUUUAAUCUCACUUCUCAUUUAGUUUUUUGCUUCGUUUAUUUUAAGAUUUUGCUCUGUUAGCCUAAUAAUUAGCAGCCGGCGAUUUGUUAAAUUAAUUGUUACAUCAAAUUGCAGUAAUUUUUAUUUGUUAUGGCGACAUCGGGAGUAACUGAGAUUCCGCUUUCUGAAUUAUCGCUCCCCCAACUUACUCAAUUAUCCCAACAGUUAGAUAAAGAAGUAGAUGUCUUACAAUCAUCACUGACAAGUCUUAAGAUUGCCCAGUCCAAAUUUGCAUCAUGUAAAGAAGUGCUGAAUGAAAUUAAGGCAAAAAACAUGAACAAAGAACUAUUAGUACCUCUAAAUAGCUCAAUAUAUGUGCCUGGUGAAAUAUCAAAUACAGAUUAUGUCAUGGUUGAUAUUGGCACUGGCUACUUUGUAGACAUGAAAGUAAACAAGGCAAAAGAUUAUUACCAGCGUAAAGUAAAGUAUUUAGAAGAGCAAAUGGGUAAGCUGCAGUCACUCUAUCAAGAAAAACACAGAUUCAAAGAAGCAAUCAUAGAUCUGCUGCAAAGUAAAGUUCAAGCCCAGAUGUCACAACAGAAGGCAUCAAUGAAAUGACAUUUUAAUAGAAUAUAAUGAACACCUGUCUCAAAUAUUUUUCUAACAUUUAAUUAAUUGAUUAAAAUCCUUUUAUGAAGUUUAAAAAUGAACAUUGAUUGAUAGGAUAAAUUUCUUUAUAAAAAUUCAGUUUAAUAUUUGUUAUACAUGUGUUGUUCAUAACGUUAUUACCAUAGCGAACAUGCAUGCUAACUGAAAGUUUUAGCAACUGUCCUUUCACACACACACACACACUCAUUCUCAUCUAAUUCAUUCAUUUUUGCCAAAAAUUUCAAAUACAGAUUUCAAACAUCCUGAUUACCAACAUCAUUGCCAUUAAAAAAAACAUCAUUUCGUUUUUAUUGAAUUGUCAAAAUAAUUUCUUCGUUCAUCGUUGAUUGUUACUAAUUAAUGUAAAAAGCAAAUGUUUUGUUAAAAAUAUGUAUGUACAUGUA